AUGGCCCUGAGCGAGCUGGCGCUGCUCCGCUGGCUGCAGGAGAGCCGCCACUCGAGGAAGCUCAUCCUGUUCAUCGUGUUCCUCGCGCUGCUGCUGGACAACAUGCUGCUCACCGUCGUGGUCCCCAUCAUCCCAAGUUACUUGUACAGCAUUAAGCAUGAGAAAAAUGCUACAGAAAUCCAGACUGCCAGGCCGGUGCUCACAACCUCCACUGCAGGCAGCUUCCAGAGCAUCUUCUCCUAUUAUGACAACUCUACCAUGUUCACCGGGAACACCACCGGAGACCUUCAGGGAGGGCAGCUGCGUAAGGCCACCACACAGCAUGUGGUGACCAACACGUCCACUACCUCUUCCGACUGUCCCAGUGAAGACAAAGACCUCCUGAAUGAAAAUGUGCAAGUUGGCCUAUUGUUUGCUUCCAAAGCCACCGUCCAGCUCCUCACCAACCCUUUCGUAGGACUGUUGACCAAUAGAAUCGGCUAUCCAAUUCCCAUGUUUGCGGGAUUCUGCAUCAUGUUUGUCUCAACAAUUAUGUUUGCCUUCUCCAGCAGCUACGCCUUCCUGCUGAUCGCUCGGUCGCUGCAGGGCAUUGGCUCCUCCUGCUCGUCUGUGGCUGGGAUGGGCAUGCUUGCCAGCGUGUACACAGAUGAUGAAGAGAGAGGCAAUGCCAUGGGGAUCGCCUUGGGAGGCCUGGCCAUGGGGGUCUUAGUGGGCCCCCCCUUUGGGAGUGUGCUGUACGAGUUUGUGGGGAAGACAGCCCCCUUCCUGGUGCUGGCUGCCUUGGUGCUCUUGGAUGGAGCUAUUCAGCUCUUUGUGCUCCAGCCAUCCAGGGUGCAGCCAGAGAGUCAGAAGGGGACGCCCCUAACCACCCUGCUGAAGGACCCAUACAUCCUCAUCGCUGCAGGCUCCAUCUGCUUCGCAAACAUGGGCAUCGCCAUGCUGGAGCCGGCCCUGCCCAUCUGGAUGAUGGAGACCAUGUGUUCCCGAAAGUGGCAGCUGGGCAUUGCUUUCUUGCCAGCUAGUAUCUCUUAUCUCAUUGGAACCAAUAUUUUUGGGAUACUUGCACACAAAAUGGGGAGGUGGCUCUGUUCUCUUCUAGGAAUGAUAAUUGUUGGAAUCAGCAUUUUAUGUAUUCCUUUUGCAAAAAACAUUUAUGGACUCAUAGCUCCCAACUUUGGAGUUGGUUUUGCAAUUGGAAUGGUGGAUUCGUCAAUGAUGCCCAUCAUGGGCUACCUUGUGGACUUGCGGCACGUGUCUGUCUAUGGGAGUGUAUAUGCCAUCGCAGAUGUGGCAUUUUGUAUGGGAUACGCUAUAGGUCCUUCUGCUGGUGGUGCGAUUGCAAAGGCAAUUGGAUUUCCAUGGCUCAUGACAAUUAUUGGGAUAAUUGAUAUUCUUUUUGCUCCCUUCUGCUUUUUUCUUCGGAGUCCACCUGCCAAGGAAGAAAAAAUGGCUAUUCUCAUGGAUCACAACUGCCCCAUUAAAACAAAAAUGUACACUCAGAAUAAUACCCAGUCAUAUCCGGUAGGUGAUGAUGAAGAAUCUGAAAGUGACUGA
Messenger RNA from Cynocephalus volans (Philippine flying lemur), 1554 nucleotides. It is a transcript of the gene SLC18A2, whose product is annotated as solute carrier family 18 member A2. Gene Ontology annotation, biological process: xenobiotic transport; aminergic neurotransmitter loading into synaptic vesicle; transmembrane transport. Gene Ontology annotation, cellular component: synaptic vesicle membrane; terminal bouton. Gene Ontology annotation, molecular function: xenobiotic transmembrane transporter activity; serotonin:sodium:chloride symporter activity. NCBI's taxonomy places the organism in Eukaryota, Metazoa, Chordata, Mammalia, Dermoptera, Cynocephalidae. Bases 1 to 1554 code for a protein of 517 amino acids. The record is from RefSeq and is a predicted model, not a curated record. The transcript is spliced from 15 exons.